Oryzias melastigma (Indian medaka) is the source of this 1706-nucleotide messenger RNA. It is a transcript of the gene ino80b, whose product is annotated as INO80 complex subunit B. The transcript is spliced from 5 exons. The record is from RefSeq and is a predicted model, not a curated record. Lineage: Eukaryota; Metazoa; Chordata; Actinopteri; Beloniformes; Adrianichthyidae. Gene Ontology annotation, cellular component: Ino80 complex. Gene Ontology annotation, biological process: chromatin remodeling. The coding region runs from base 278 to 1294 and encodes 338 amino acids.
GAAGAUCCGUGUUGCCAGGUUAGCUUAGCUUGCUACACACAGGUUGAAAGAGUUGCAUUUACGUGCUUUUCAUAAAUAUUUAAAAGUUUUUUUUUUCCAGAACAUUUAGUUAAUUUUGAAGCCUUUAGUUUGUAAAUAACAGGUGAAGGGGAAAAGGCAAACUAUCUCCGGAUUUUACGUGAGUGGAACCGUAUUUCUUCUCUGGGAGAAGCAGCUAUUAGAAGACAGCAUUGAGAUGCGCAAAGAGGUGUAAACCUGCAGAGAAAGCUGUGUUCAAAUGGGGAAAAGGAAAGACAUGAUUCACCCCAGGUUUUUCAGUGAGCCCACCCCCAGCCUGCACAGCAUCCACAAGCGCAAACACAAAAAACACAAGAAGCACAAAAAGAAGCAUCACAACUUCCCUGAGGCCCCGGAGCCCGAGCCCCUCCCAGUCCCCAGACCCCCACCACAACUCAGACUCAAGAUCAAGCUGGGAGGUCAGACUCUGGGCACCAAGAGUGUUCCUACUUUCACCGUCCACCCCGGAGUGGCUCGACCUCCUUCACCGUUGAUGAUCAUCGAUAACAAUGUGGAUGAUGAUGAUGAGGAUGAACACGAUGAGGAGGAGGAUGACGAUGAGCCCUCUGUGCCUUUGGAGCAGUAUCGAGCCUGGCUGGAUGAAGACAGUAACUUGGCCACACCCCCCCUGCCGGACAUGGACUCCGACUCCAUGCUGUGCGGUCCGGUGGACGAGGAGGAGAGGUGGCUGGAUGCUCUGGAGAAAGGAGAGCUGGACGACAACGGAGAGCUCAAGAAGGAGAUCGACGAGUCGUUGCUCACCGCUCGACAGAAAGCCCUGCUGCACAAGCAGCAGAGCCAGCCUCUGCUGGAGCUGCCGAUGGGCUACAAGGAGAAGGAGAUGACCGCCGAGAUGAUGCAGAAACGAGAGGAGCGAGCCCGCAAGAGGCGCCUGCAGGCCGCCAAGAAAGCAGAGGAGAACAAGAACCAGACGAUAGAAAGGCUGACCAAAACCAGCAAGGCCAAAAUCAAGAGCCUGAAGGACAAGAAAGCACGGCAGAGUCAGUGCCCCAUGGUCCGGUACGUCGACUCCGCUCAGGGGAUCUCCAUCUCCUUCCCCACGGGCGUCCUCGGUCCGGCUGUGGCGCCUCCUCGCCCUCCCCCUGCAGCUCCGGUCAGCUGUGGAGUGAGCGGCUGCACCAACCGCAGGAAGUACUCCUGCUCUAAAAGCGGCGUUCCUCUCUGCAGCUUGGAGUGCUACAGGAAGAACCUGCUGCUGGUUCAGAGCGCGGCGUGACAGCUGGGAUCACAUCUGGAUUUGUCAGAAAACCACGAAAGAUCAAUUUUGAACUCCUGACUGAUAUUCUGCAGCUGUGCAAACUUUUAAUCAAUCAACAUUUCUUUUGUAUAUUUUCUCCAUCAACUAUGUCAAAACGUUUGUGUAUCAUAUGUUAAUAUUUAUAAUCUGUAAAGCAUCUAAUUACUAACAGCUACACAAAGUAGAACGUGUAAAAACGUCUUCAUCGUUGAUCAUUUUUUUAAAUAAUGUGUCAAAGAAAAACAUCAGGUAAACAUGAGGAAAAAAAAUAUUUUUUAAUGUUAAAUAGUAUUAUUUAUGCAGACAAAAAGGUCUGUUUUCUUACAAAACUGUACAAUAUUUAAAUAAUGCCUUAGUGACUCAAUCAGUAAAGUUUUCUGUGGCAACAACA